GCAGACUCGUACAAAUAUGGCUGUGUAGCCCGCUGCGGUGGCGGGCGGGCGACAUGUUACGUCGCGGCGCGGUGCGCUCGCCGAUCGAUAUUCCGACGAUGUGACGUACAAAUGUCGGCCGAUGCCAACGGCGAUGUGGACGCACCACCAUCGUCUGCAACUCGCGUGUGAUCUGUGUGCGCUGAGCGCGUCCGACGACGCCGCCGACGCAAUGUUCUCGCUGUGAAUAUCGGCGCCCAGACGGACGACCCACCAACGAGUGUUGUGCACAACAUACACACGCAGCUGGAGGCUACCCUGCAUUCCGGGUGUAAAUAAAUGGUGAUGAUGAACACCUCCAACGGCAGCCAGGCGGAGCAAAUCACGAUGGUGGUGCAAGAUCCGGACGAUAUGUCGGACGACGACGAUGACAACUGUCCGUCGUCGCCUGGCUCCACGUACGACGCCAGCACGGAUUUCAUGACCUCCGCAAUGGAGGACGAAGUCACCGCGCAGCUUGCAGCCGCAGGUCCAGUUGGCGUCGCAGCGGCCGCGGCGAUUGUCUCGGCGAAGAAACGCAAGCGCCCGCAUUCGUUCGAAACCAACCCGUCGAUCCGCAAACGCCAGCAGAACCGCCUCCUGCGAAAACUCCGCCAGACCAUUGACGAGUUUGCAACGCGCGUUGGCCAACAAGCUAUUGUCCUGGUAGCCACGCCAGGUAAACCCAACACAAGCUACAAAGUCUUCGGCGCGAAACCCUUGGAAGACGUCAUCCGGAACCUCAAAUCAAUGAUCAUGGAAGAACUAGAAAGUGCGUUAGCACAUCAAGCACCGCCUCCGGUCCAAGACGACCCCACAUUAUUCGAACUACCACCGUUGAUCAUCGACGGUAUACCCACACCGGUCGAGAAAAUGACCCAGGCCCAAUUACGGGCCUUCAUCCCUCUCAUGCUGAAAUACUCUACGGGUAGAGGUAAACCUGGAUGGGGGCGGGAGUCCACACGACCGCUAUGGUGGCCGAAAGAGUUACCCUGGGCGAACGUCCGCAUGGACGCACGCAGCGAAGAUGAAAAACAAAAGAUCUCCUGGACGCAUGCCUUACGACAGAUCGUCAUCAACUGCUACAAGUAUCACGGGCGCGAGGAUCUCCUGCCCGCAUUCAACGAAGAGGACGAGAAGGCGAACGCGGCGGCGACGGCGAACGCAAAUGUCGGUACCGUGCUCAAGAUGCACACUUCGACGGGCAUGCACAAGAUACAGAUCCAAGCUAACGGCUCGCCGCAGAUCAUUGCCGCCUCGCCCGACUGCCUGUCGGGCUCCUCGGCGCAGGUCUGCCUCGACCCCACCGGAUAUAGUUCCGAUGUCGAUAUUUCAACACAGUAUGCGCCGACGGUGCUGCAUACGAUUACGAAUGCGGAUGGUACGGUGAGCAUCGUCCAAGUGGACCCCAACAAUCCGAUUAUUACGCUGCCGGAUGGAACGACGGCGCAUGUGCAAGGUAUGGCUACUAUUCAAUCGCAAGGCGAAACGUUGCAUGCCAUCACCGACGGUGGCCAGACUGAGGUGAUGGAUCUUAAUUCGGUGACGGAAGCGACGCUCAACUCCGAAGGACAGAUUAUUCUCACUGGUGAAGACGGUCAUGUGAGUGGAGUAAUAACGGUACCAGUGUCAGCAUCGAUGUACCAAACGAUGGUGGCGAAUAUUCAGCACCUGCAUACGAACAGCGACGGCACGGUGUGUAUGACACCGGUGGUGCAAGUACCGAAAGUCGAACCGAACAGCGGUGAAAUGGAAACGGUGACGUUAACGCAAGGCGGACUAACGCCAAUGAUGCUGCAGAGCACCGGCGAUGGUCAAACGCAGGUUCUGCAAGUGCUGUCACUGAAAGACGCCACCGUACUGACGAAGGCGAUGGGCAUCGCUGAUGUGAAGACCGAGGAGACGAUUAUUGGCGAUCAGGGCUAAGCGCGUGCGAACGCGCGCGCGCCAAUUUGUACAUAAUACUAAUUGUGGUCGUUGUGAGUGUGCCAUCUCUGUGGAUUGCUAGUUUUUAAGUAGGCAAAGGAUGAGGGAGCGUUGCGCGGCUUGCGGUCGGUGCCAAAGGCAACAAAACGAGUACCUACUGUGUUAAUUUUAAUCGCUAGAUAUGUGUAUCGAUGAUUUUCGUUUCCGACGACGUUUGGUUACCCCCGCCACCCCCCAGGUAGUAGUUAAUUUCAUCAGCUCAGUAUAUGAUUAUUACGUUUAGGCGUCGGACCAAGUGGAGCAGAGCAGAGCACAAACGACUACGCCCCCCCCCCGGAUCGGACGGACGAUGAAACAAACAAGCAGACAUUUAUUUUUUUAUAUUUUAACAUAACUAGGAAAUUAUCCAAAGAAUUUAGGGAGUUUUUAGACACCCGAGGCAGGGAGUAAAACGAGUGUGUGAAAUACUUAAUUAAUUGCGCGCGCCGUCUUAACUUGUACAUACUGUACUAUUAUUAGUUACUAGAAUCUUCUCCUGCACACGAGUCACAUUUAUUAUUUUCUUGAUUUGAUUUCGGUUUAUUCAAAGAAUUGGUUUUUACGUUUCGCGUCUUGCGAAUCAUUCCGGACAGAGCUUGUCUUUGGAUUGAGGCGGUGGUUCAUGGUUUACUGAUGGAUACUUAGUAAUUUAAUGAUGAUGAUGAUAAAUUUAAAAAGGAAUGAAUGCGAGCGGAUGUCUUUCGACGACUUGGUUGAUUCAAGUUUUUUCUGGAGGAAACACUAAAACCUGUUGUCUUGUAAAAAUUAUUGUACUCUGAAUUUUUAAAAAGUAACUACACUACCAAAUAAAACAAAAACUUGAGAACA
Messenger RNA from Dalotia coriaria, 2811 nucleotides. It is a transcript of the gene ewg, whose product is annotated as DNA-binding protein Ewg. Gene Ontology annotation, biological process: regulation of transcription by RNA polymerase II. Lineage: Eukaryota; Metazoa; Arthropoda; Insecta; Coleoptera; Staphylinidae. Gene Ontology annotation, cellular component: nucleus. The coding region runs from base 319 to 1944 and encodes 541 amino acids. The record is from RefSeq and is a predicted model, not a curated record. Gene Ontology annotation, molecular function: DNA-binding transcription factor activity, RNA polymerase II-specific; RNA polymerase II cis-regulatory region sequence-specific DNA binding. The transcript is spliced from 5 exons.